UGUAAAAAUUUAUGAAGAUAUUGACGAGGCCAUCAAACAAAGGAUCGAAAAAGAGAGUUUAAAAUAUCACGUUUGCAACAAGGGAACGUUUAUAUAUAGCAAAGAAGGAUUUAAUAAGAAAACAAUUUCAGUAACCGUUGAUGGGAGCCUUCAACAUAUGAUUAUAUAUGAGGACAAAAAAGGCAAUCACGAUAACCUUCACCCGCCAUGGGCUUAUGUUGAGCUCUCAAAUAUCGAACCAAGCAAAGCCAUCAUUAAACAGCUCGGGCUACGUAAGAAACAACAGUGCUUGUCAAAGGAUAUCAAGGAAAAUAGCGAGAUCCAAAAUGUUAAAAGUGAGGAUGAGAACAGCUUAGAUAUGUGCAAGACUGAGAUAAAAUAUCAUUGCCAACCCCUCAACAUUAACACUCCUCGUCAAUCGAUUCAAACACUGCCUUCCAUCGUGGACCAUUUCCCAUCGGUAAAUACACAAAGUAAAACUCCCGAGUCAGAAAUCUCGGAUCCGAUGAAAAUUACAAGCGUAAUUAAUUGGUUGGGCGAUUCCCAGGAAAAAGGUGAUAAAUCUGUUGAUAAAGGAAAUUUGAUCGUUCCAUUCUCACCUCGGAUCCAAAGCUCCGAAAUCCCGCGUCACUUCGACAUACUAUCCUUCCAUGGUCAUCAGAGAGCCUCUCAUCCCGUAUCACGUUCCUCAAAAUCAUGUUGA
Messenger RNA from Acaulospora colombiana, 703 nucleotides. Lineage: Eukaryota; Fungi; Glomeromycota; Glomeromycetes; Diversisporales; Acaulosporaceae. The record is from the annotation of a GenBank genome assembly.